Molecule: messenger RNA, 1622 nt
Organism: Trachymyrmex cornetzi
Lineage: Eukaryota; Metazoa; Arthropoda; Insecta; Hymenoptera; Formicidae
Gene: rngo
Product: DNA damage inducible 1 homolog rngo
Exons: 6
Coding region: 254-1618 (454 amino acids)
Biological process (GO): proteolysis
Molecular function (GO): aspartic-type endopeptidase activity; protein binding
Source: RefSeq, a predicted model, not a curated record
UAUUUUCACCGAAUUGGUCUCGUGUUUACAUCCGGAGGACGGCGGAGGACGGUGGAGGACUCACCGUGAAUAAGCUCGCCCCUCCCGUCCCGCCACUUUGUAGUCGUUGUACAUCCUCGCCCAUUCCUUGAGUUUCGCGAGGGCCGAGGACACGUGUGGAUCUUUCCCGGCAUUUUCCCGUCGACAGUGAAAGAGCGAAGCGAACGCGCGUCCCCGUAUUUAUCUAUAGGGUUCAAGUCGUCCAGCGCGAACGAUGAAGGUGACGGUGACGACACUCAGCGACGAUAGCGUCUUCGUCCUUGACGUGAGCGAGGAGCUGGAGCUAGAGAACUUCAAGGCGUUCUGCGAGAUUGAGAGCGGCGUGCCAGCCCAUGAGAUUGUGAUCGCGUUCAACGGCCUGCCACUUAUGGACGACAAGAAGUCGUUGCGCGAUCAUGGGAUCCGCGACGGCGACGCUGUCAUCCUCCAGCACAUGCAUCAAAGCGGCAGCGAUUUGAACUUGCAGCCCUUCAACAGAGCCAUUCCAUUACUGGACUUCAGUUCCAUCAGAGUUCCUGGGACCAGCAAUAAUCAGCGUCCAUCGCCAAUCGCAAACAACAGAGUACAAAAUCCCCGCAGCGAGGAUGACCCAGCUAUGAUAAAAAAUAUGUUCCUGGCUAAUCCAGAUCAGUUGGCAUUGUUAAAACAAAAUAAUCCCAGAUUAGCCGACGCACUACUGUCAGGAAAUCUUGAUAGAUUUUCAACUGUACUCAAAGAGCAGAUAGCCGCUCGAGAAGAACGACAAGCACAACGGCUGAGAAUGAUGAAUGCCGAUCCCUUUGACACCGAAGCACAGCGUCUAAUUGCCGAAGAGAUUAGACAGAAAAAUAUCGAAGCAAAUAUGGAAGCUGCAAUGGAGUACAAUCCAGAGACCUUCGGCACUGUCGUUAUGUUGUAUAUCAAUUGUAAAGUCAACGGAUUUCCAGUUAAAGCCUUUAUUGACUCAGGUGCACAAACUACUAUUAUGUCUGCUGCCUGUGCCGAGAGAUGUCAUAUUAUGCGUUUGGUGGACACAAGGUGGGCUGGAGUCGCCAAGGGUGUUGGAGUACAACGCAUAAUAGGUCGUAUACACAUGGUACAAAUACAGAUCGGCAACGAUCAUCUGACAACAUCCUUCAGCGUUCUUGAGGAACAGCCUAUGGACAUGCUGUUGGGCUUGGAUAUGCUUAAAAGACAUCAAUGUUGCAUAGACUUGAAGAAGAAUGUCUUGAAGAUCGGAACUACAGGCACUGAAACUCCAUUUCUGGCAGAAGGUGAUUUACCAGAGUGUGCAAAAUUAAGUGGAAACAGUGAUGAAUCCUUAGAUGACAGAGAUCUUCAGCGAGCUCUCGAGGAUAGCACGAGGGAUGCUAAGAAACAGAGGCAGCAUGACGGGCAAGGCAGCAGUAAUCAAGGGUCAUCAAGGCCCGCCGCUUUAGAGACUACAAUUUAUCCGCAUGAUCCGUUCACGGAAGCCACAGUCAAGGAACUAGAGGCUCUGGGUUUUACCAGGGCGCAAGUUAUUGCGGAAUUGCGUAGAUUUAACGGGGAUAAAACGCAGGCUACCGCUGCACUGUUUGCGAAAUCAUUAAAAUUUUGAAUGU